GUCUGGCAUGUAUUAAUUAUACGUUUAUAUAUAUAUAUAUGGAAUUAUUAGUAUAUACAUAUGUAUUUUGUUAUGAUGAAUAGUAAUUUUUUUAUGCUUUUAUAAUUAAAAUACUAUAAACUACAUUCUUUUUAUCUCUAAAAUUCUGUCAUGUGUUUGUAAUAUAUUUUUUUGGAGUGGAAUUUUAUAUAAUUUUAAAACAAUAAGAACAACUUAGUAUAGUAACAUAUUAAAGAGUGCCUCAAAUUAGUGUCUUUUCCUGCUAUAAUUUGAGUACAUGCUGUCAGAAAAAACAUACAUUGUUGCUUGUUACUAUUAUGGAAGCCAAAAAUAACGAACAAAUAAAUUUACCAGAAGUAAUUGUUAAAACAGAACCUUUAGAUCAAAACAAUGCUAAGUCAGAUGUACAGCAGUCCCAAAUACAACCGAUUUGUACAGAAAAAGAAUGUGAGCAGCGUAUUGAAUGUACCACAGAAUCUCAAGAGAUUGAAACUCGAGCACUUUUAUCCAAAUGUGUAUUUUGUGGGAAAACAUUUACCAUCGGCGAUGAUCCUAAACUCUUGGAGUGUUUACAUGCAGCUUGUACUACAUGUGUUAAUAAUAAAAUUGCAGAUCAUAACACAUCUGGUGAUGUUGAUGUUUUAUUGGAGAGCAAUGUUAUUGCUUGUCAAGUUUGCAAUGUUACCAGUCAAAUAGAAAAUUUAAUUGAGAAUAGAUUUAUUUCAAAGAUUAUUGAAGAAGAUAUUAAUAUGGGAACAGAUGACGAAUCUAUAGAAACAGAAGAAGAAAAAAAAUGUACUAGCUGUCACGAUAAUGCUGUUGCUACUAGUUGGUGUGUGGAAUGCGAAGAAUUCAUUUGUCAAAGCUGCGUCAUGGCUCAUCAAAGGCUAAAGAUAACAAAAGAUCAUACAAUUAAACCAAAGGAAGAAGUUGCAAAUGACAGAGAUAAUAUUAAAAAGGGUAUUAAAAAAAUACCUGGUUGUUUAUUUUGUACUAUUCAUUCCCAUGAACAACUGUCCUUAUUUUGUCAGACCUGCGAUAGAUUAACUUGCAGGGAUUGCCAAUUAAGUGAUCAUCGUGACCAUAAAUAUAAAUUUAUUCAUGAAAUUGCUACAGAAACAAAAUCUUCUGUCUCAACCCUUUUAAAGGAAGUUAGUUAUAAACGAGUCUUAUUACGAAGUGCUAUGAAAGUUAUAGAAGAUAGACAAAUUUUAAUUGUGGAAAAAAAAAAGACUUUAGUUCAAGAAAUAACUCAGAUGGUAGUACAAUUAACAAAUGCUAUUAAUACAAGAGGUAAAUUAUUAGUCAUGCGCUUAAAUGAAGUUUGCGAUCAGAAACAAAAUACAUUAAAUGAAAAGAAGAUCGCUUUGGAUCAAUUGUCUAAACUUACAGAUCAUUGUAUACAGUUUGUGAGUCAUGCUUUGAGUAAGGGUACAGAUAUGGAACUUUUGUAUAGUAAAAAGUAUGUUAUUACUUAUUACGUGCAAACAUUUCUACAUAAAUACAAGUAUUACUAUAAGAAGGUUCAGAUCAAUGUUAAUUAUCGUAUUAUGUACAUAAAUAUGAUAUUAAAUUGA
Messenger RNA from Polistes canadensis, 1577 nucleotides. RefSeq names its product E3 ubiquitin-protein ligase TRIM33-like. The record is from RefSeq and is a predicted model, not a curated record. Gene Ontology annotation, molecular function: zinc ion binding; ubiquitin-protein transferase activity. NCBI's taxonomy places the organism in Eukaryota, Metazoa, Arthropoda, Insecta, Hymenoptera, Vespidae. Bases 318 to 1577 code for a protein of 419 amino acids. Gene Ontology annotation, cellular component: nucleoplasm; chromatin. Gene Ontology annotation, biological process: positive regulation of DNA-templated transcription. The transcript is spliced from 7 exons.